This is a messenger RNA of Hyposmocoma kahamanoa, 3198 nucleotides long. RefSeq lists its product as uncharacterized. The coding region runs from base 1 to 3066 and encodes 1021 amino acids. The record is from RefSeq and is a predicted model, not a curated record. The transcript is spliced from 7 exons. Lineage: Eukaryota; Metazoa; Arthropoda; Insecta; Lepidoptera; Cosmopterigidae.
AUGCCUCCAAAGAGAAAUGUCGAGCAAACUUCUGCUCCUAAUAAAAAUAUCCUAGAAAAGCCUCCUAGAAAGAGAGCAAAGAGGGAAAAGGUGGAGAAACCGAAACUUAGGACGCCUACUGUAAUAAAACUUAAAAUACCGGUGCCAAGAAAAUCUCAAAAUGUUGUGUCUCCAAUCAAAGAGCCUGAACUUACGCCUAAAAAGAAGAGACGGCUGUCACCUAUUGGAGCUCUACGGAGAAAAAUUGAACUCGCUAAUGAAGUGGCCCUUGCGCAACUAGUGAAACCUGGAGUCAAUGAAUCACCAAAGGUUCCACCAGUCGAAGAACCUAAGAAACCCAAGCGAGCACUCCGAAAACCCAAGGCCAAUGUAGCUACCAAAGGAAAAACUAAGAAAUCGAAAGAUAUUCCUGAAAUAGUGACUGACUGCGCUUCGGAUACAUCUGCAGAACCUGUUCAAGACCAAAAACCGGCUAAAAGAGUUAAUAAAAAACUCGCUACACCUAGAUCUGAUGCCAAACCAAAAGUUACAAAUAAACAAAUGAAAAAAGCAGAUUCAACAUCGAAGAAACCGCGAAAACAAGUAAAGGAAAUACAUAACAAAGAGACCAAAUUACAAAAUACGGACAAGAAACCCCGUACAAGAGGUAACGCUUUGGAAGAAGUAACUUCAACUGACAUACCAAGCUCUCCAUCGCUCUUGGAUAACAAACAAAAGACGGUCCACAACGAUAUAAAACCCACAAACACAGAAAUGACCCGCUCAGCCCCAAAAAGUCCUCUACCAAUUGACUCUCGUAAAACUAGCACGUCAGAAUGUCUUUCUUGGACUAAAGAUAUCUCGAGUUCAAGCACAACCACAUGUGUUACUGUUGAUUCCAACGAUUUCUAUAGAAUUGAUAAAAAGAUUCCUGUGUUAAGACUGUCUCAUGUUGACAACAAGUGGCGGAGACAAUACAAAGAAAACGAUGACUGCUGUAGCAACUCUGACUCUGAAACCAGCGAUAUAGUGACCAAAUAUACUUCUUCUUAUAGCCAUUCAUCUCGAUCUUUAGACCUAAGUUCAGACUCAAGUUAUACACACCAAAGCAAUUUUCAAAGCAGCGCAACUAAAGAUGAAAUCUGCAAAUUUGCUCUAGAAAAGCUUUCUUCGCAACUAAAGAAGUUAGAUUUCGAAUUCGUUAAUUGGAUAGGACAUGACACUGAAACUGUUGACGCAGAAAUCAAAAUGAUACAGGGCAAGAUGUUCAAAAUCCUCAAAGAAGAAAAUGAAGCCAUUACUCUUUGUCGAAACAUAAAGAAGUUAUUCACACCUGUUGACAAUAGUCUUUUAAAAGGCAAAAAUGAAUGUGAUUUAACAGAAUCGUCUAACGAGCUCUUGGAACGCGCCAAUAAGGAGCUCAAUAAUACAAUUGAUAGAUCUGAGGAUGAUGAAUUUACUUCCAGCAGAAGUAGGUAUGUCAUGUUUGAUCAGAACUGUCAGGCGGAAGAAGAUCCGCUUCAGGAGCCUAAAGUUACAAACGAUAACUCAGAAGGUGACGACAAUUUUAUCUCAGAUAAAGUACAACAUAGUGAAGAUAGGUACAUGUCCUUUGAAGAAACGCCUUAUAAUGAUGACGACGACGCACUCUCUCUGUUUGCCGAAAGCUUAACUGGUAUAGAAUCUUCUCGUCUCAAUAGUUCGGCAUCCAUGUCGGUAGCUGCUUCCGAACACGAAGAGUACAUCCCUCAGCCUCUAACAAAAGACUUUGUGAACUUAGAAAGACAUAUAUACCAGCCAACUAAAAUUGCAGCAUCUGAGCGAGUUCAAAAUUUUCGAAUCGAAAAACAAAACGCUGACUCAACUUAUAGAGAAACUGACUGCGACGUCCCACGCCAUCCUGAAGUUCGAAAUAAGAAUUUAAAAUUGCCUAUCUGUCCAACUAACUGUACAACUCCAUCUAAUAACGUUCAAAGAAAAUUACCAUCUAUAUUUGACACGACAUAUAGAACUCCACCAAGCACUAGAAGUGUUGUCUUCAAGGGGGUUUGUUUCUAUAACCUCAUUUCCAAUUGUAUGAAGGCUCGGUGUGUAUUCCCUCAUAACCAAAUCAGUGAAAACGAAGUAAAAAAUAUACUGACCCGAUUAAACGAGUAUGUAUUCGUUCAAGAGUACAUGAUUAUGAGAAACUGGCCCGUAUUGCGACGCAAAUUUGGCUUGUUGUAUGUAGAAGAAUGCCAAGCAAGACACUUAACUGGAACACUCUUAGAAAUGACCAUAGAUUUUAUUUCAAAGGCCAAAUUUGACUCCAUUGAAGACUUGACGUUAAAGGUGAAUGUCUCAGAACUCACUUUGCUACAUCUUAAUACAGUUGACCUUAAUGAUUAUUGCCAAAUACUCAAACACAAUUUUGGACAAGACAUUUUGUUGUGUGAUGUUCUGAUGCACACGAUUGCUGUAACACAAAACUUUUCACGAUUCAAGUUAGUGUUUAUUAACUUGACAAAUUACGUUAUCGAAAUUGGGAGAAAGUUUAGACACGACGUAGCUAGUCAAAUAUUGGAACGGGUGUGUAUCUUGCCCUCUGAAAAACCUCUUGCUUUGGCUGUAGUGAAAAUAAUACAAAAUACAGACGCUAGUAUUCUCAAUAAUUCAAUGAUCGAGCAGUUCGAAAAGCAGUUGUUGUCACUUGAUAAAAAAUUGUCUGAAGAACUGUUGCUGUACAAGAGCCAGUCAAGAAAGAAUUACACCUCUCCGCUCUUGAGCCAGGAAUCUGAUCAAAUAAGCUUACCACAUUCGGACAGGGAAAAUAGAUAUACGUCACCAGAUACUACUAAGUUGGAUAUGAUCAAAGCAAUAAAAGAACCGGUUAUAAAACGGACGAUAAAUCUACCGCAGAUGGCAUUCUCACCUCAGUGCCAAAUAAUUCAGAGGUCAAUUAAGCCUGGAUGGAGAAGCAAUAAUUAUGGUCGACACGGGCUAUUACUGAGGCCGCCCAUGCCUAUUAGAGUCCCAGGACCGACACGACAUGUAGCUUUCGGAUCACCGCCUAAAUUCCCAAGAAGAUCUGGACCAGAUUUCACUUAAUCUGAUAGUCGUUAAGGAGUUUCAUUCACCGCGCGCGAGGUGAAGCAUGUAAUCAUUUAUUUUAUGUAAUCAAUAUUACAAUUUAAAACACAAUAAAAUAAGAACGCCACUAGUAAAAACAAUAUUUUAAAA